Messenger RNA from Bactrocera oleae (olive fruit fly), 4995 nucleotides. NCBI's taxonomy places the organism in Eukaryota, Metazoa, Arthropoda, Insecta, Diptera, Tephritidae. The record is from RefSeq and is a predicted model, not a curated record.
UGAUACAAACAGUUAAUACGAGUUAAACGUUAAUGCAUCUUUAGUUAAAUUUUAUAUGAAUUAACGAAAAUCUAUAUCUAUAUCUGCAUAUAUAACUUCAAUUGUAUAACAAAACUUAAUAAAUUAGUUAAAUGCAAUUUUACGAAGAGGCACCGAAUGGUAUGCAGCAAAACAAAAUGCAACACUGAUUGUUGAUUUUUGCUGUUGCGUUGUUUUGUUUCUAUACAUAUUUCUUGGCUGGUUUGGGAUUAAAAUCAGUCGCUGGAGGAGAACAGCUGAAAACUAAGAUGUGUGAAAAUAUUAAGCCAUAUAAUAAAUAAAUGUAGUUAAGUAAAGCGCAAUAUAAAGGAAAUAUGAAGUUUUUAGUUUAAUUAAUAAAAAGGCUGAACAUUAUUGUAACAGUGGCCAAUAAAGGCGUAAGAAUUUGAGGACUCGCGCUGGUGUUUAAGAAGUGGUAGCCGUGAAAUAACAAAGGUAUGUAAUAAACAGUAAGAGAAGGGCUUAAAGAUUUUGAUGUACCCUUGUGUUCUUAUAAUAAUUGCACCUAAUUGACCUGUGUUAAGCAAAAUAGUAUAGGAAAAGAAGAAUAGCAGGAAAAAUCGUUAAACAAAAUGGGAGGAUGCAAGGUUGUGAGGAUUUUUUAUAACUCUUACUAAUGUGAUGAAAUUUAAUUUACCAAGGUUACUUGCAAACAAAAAGAAAAUAUAAAUUGCUAUAGAAAAAAUGUUGCUAUUGUGCGCACAUACAUUAUUUAUAUAGACAAAACAAAAACAUAAUUCAAACAACUACAAGGUUUAGCGGUUUGGAUGCUGUUAGCAAGAUGUUUGAGCAUGUAUAUAAAUAAGUAUUUGUGCAAAAUUUAAUUGAAGUUGAUUUACGGGAUUAUAUUGUCUUUGCCCAGGAAGUAUCUCAUAAACACCGGUAAAAUUGCAGACGUACCUACAACUACGUUGAUGUGAGCGUAUAAACUUCAGUGUCUACUUAACCCGAGGAGGCACCAAGCAGUGGCAGACGACAGUAGGACGACGAAGUGCAACUUAAGGUGCUACUAUAGUGUGAAUUUUGUAGAACAAAACUAAUCACCAUGAUAAGUGCAUUGCUCUCGCGAUUCAUAAUAUUAUCCUUCGGUACUCUAUAUCCAGCAUAUGCUUCUUACAAAGCUGUACGCACCAAAAAUGUGAAAGAAUAUGUGAAAUGGAUGAUGUAUUGGAUUGUUUACGCUUUCUUUACAUGCAUCGAAACAUUUACGGAUAUCUUUCUCUCAUGGUUUCCAUUUUACUAUGAAGUGAAAGUGAUCAUUGUUUUAUGGCUUUUGUCGCCCGCUACAAAGGGUAGCUCAACAUUGUACAGGAAAUUCGUACACCCCAUGUUGACACGCAGAGAACAGGAAAUUGACGAGUACCUCAAUCAAGCCAAAGAACGUGGCUACUCAGCUGUACUACAAUUGGGCACCAAAGGCGUCAACUAUGCCACCAAUGUCAUCAUGCAAACAGCGCUCAAGGGUGGCGGCAAUCUGGUGCAAACGUUGCGACGCAGCUACAGCUUGAGCGAUCUCUCGGAGCCAGAUGUGCAACGCACACAGGACGAGAUCGACGAAGUCGUGCAAAUGCGUUCACAGCAACGUCUGCUGCGUCCACGUCCACAUGCAAGUAUUGCCCGUUCAGCGUCGGGUACACGCCACUCUACCGGCAUGUAUUUCUCCGAGGUGGAUGUUGCUAAGGGUGCGGAUGGUUUUAACUACAAUAUAAGAUCAUCGGAAGACAUUAGUUCGGGUUACUCCAGCGCCGAACCGGUAUCGGUUGGCCUAAGCAGAACAUCGUCGAUGACAAAUGCUUCGAAAACACGUUUGAAAGCCAGGCGUACUACAGAGGUUAUGUCGGCUAGCUAUACCACGCUUCCACGCACCAAAAAGUCUGAAAAAGUCAUUGGAGCCACGACGAAAACGCGCAGCAAGACGGAGAAGUAGAGAACAGGCAACAAACAAACAGACCAAAAAGCAAGUCGUAAUCAAAUUGAAAGACUCAACAAACAUUGAAAUAAAAAGCAAAAACCUAUACUUUUUGAAGCAAUAGCUUACGAAAAGGCAGCUUAAAUGAUUUCGAUUGCUGUAAAUUUAAUUGAAAUUAUACAUACUAGUAUGCAACUGUUUAUAAACCUAACGAAUUGUUGCCCAUUUUAUAAUUAUUUUUUCUAAGCCGGCAACAUUUGCAGAAUGAACGUUGGCUGAUUUUACUUUAAAAUAAGUAUUACGACUGUUACGCAGAAUCUCUCCACUCCACCGCUCCUAUUACUCCUACUAAUCCCAAAACGUUAUCUCAACACAAUAUCAAGUAAAAGUGAUUGUAGCAUAAAAUAUUAUGUAUAAUCUUAAAGUUAAUUUAUCAUUUACAAUAUAUGCUGUGCAGUAGGAACUCGCUACGUGUGGCCUAUGUGAUACGGCUUGUGUGGAUUAUAUCAUUUGUGUAUGCCGCCAGCUGAGUGCAGGUUUUUAUUUAUUUUAGUUUAUUUACUAAUACUAAUGUUAAAUAGCAUCGAAUGUUUAUGUUUUAUAGCAAUGAAUGCGUGUUUAAUGCGAAAUGCAAGGAUAAAGAAAAAAAUUAAAUAAAUAUUAGAAUUGGAUGCUAGACUUUCAGGUAGCAAAUUACAAAAAUUGUGAACAGAGGUGCUCAACUAUUACUUUGAAUUAUGUUUAAUUAAUUACUUACUUAUAUACAAUACAUACAUAAUAUGAAUCGCACAUGCAUACAUACAAACAUACAUAAAUGUAUUUAUACUUAAGUUCUCGUAACUCCCACAAUCCUUUAUUUUAGCGCAUUAUAUAUAUAUAUAUAUAUAUAUAUGUAUAUAUAUACCUUUGUAUGUAUGUAUUUACCAAUUACAAUUUGUUUCUAUUUCCCUCCGCCAGAUAAUGUACUAUAUACUCGCAUAUUCGACGACGUUUGUAUACAUAGUACAUACCUAGAUACACUAUAUGUAUAAAUGUAAUGAAAAUAGUUACUAACAUUAAGAACGAUAAAUAAAAAAUGCAUUCAGUUUCCUUAAGUGUGUCUAAUAACAUUUAUGUGUAUGUGUGUGCAGAAUAGAGAUAUUUACCUGUUAACUUCGAAUGGAUCGAAGCAAUAAUACGCUUCACAAAUAGAAAAGUUUCCAUACAACAACUUGAUUUUGAUCGUUAAGUUUGCAUGACAGCUAUAGGCAAUAGUGAUUCGAUCUGAACAAUUUGUUCGCAGAUUGUGCCGUUAUCUUGGACAAUAAUGCAUGCCAAAUUUCGUUAAGAUAUCUUGUCAAAUAAAAAAGUUUUCCACAUAAGUACUUGGUUUUGAUUGUUCAGCUAUAUGCUAUAUGGAUCCGAUAUCAACGAUGCCGAGAAAUGCGCAACUUCUUGGAGAGAACGACGUGUGAAAAAUUUCAGAUCGAUAUUUUAAAAACCAAGGUACUAGUUCGCAUAUAAACAGACAGACAGGCCGUUAGACAGCCGGACAUUACCGGCUAAAUCGACUCAGCUCGUCUUGCUGAUCAUUUGCAUAUAUACUUGUACAUAUGUAUAGGUUUUAUACAGUCUCCGAUGUUAUUUAGUAUUACACACUUCGUGGCAAACUGAGCUUGAACAGGGAAUAAUGAUGAGUCUAACGUUCCGGAUCCGGAUAUACAGUUGUAUAUGCAGCUACAUAGAACAGUAAUUCAAUAAAAAAAUUUGUUUUUGCAUCAAAACUUAGUUUUGUCCUGUGCACAUAUGAUUUCAGUUCGAAUGCGGCGCUUAUUAUACCAUCUAAUCAAAUUUGACGCGGACUUUACAUAAAUUUCAGUUAGUUUUGGAGAUGCAGUUCAAGCUGAGUAUGUGAUAUUCAUCUUGUUUUCUCCCCAAUCUUAUCACACAUACUAAAUAAGUAUUUUGGAGCCCUAGUUGCGCUUGCGCUUCUUCUUCGGCUUGACCUUGACCUUGAAAUAAGUUUGUGAAAAACAGUGAAUACAUACAUCGACUAGCAACAAUUCUGUGGCUGUAGUGAAAGCAGCAGCUGCUUGUCGCAUUGCAUUUGUGCAGGUAUACCGAUUCUUGGCUCAACAUAUGGACACCAAUACAUAUACACAUAAUAUAACAUAUGCACAUAUACAAUUCAUACACACAUCCAUAUAUACAUAUGUUUGCAUAUCCAAAUGUACCCGUGCACAUAUGUUAGCCAUUAAGGCGAAAUUAUUUGCAAUGCGCAACACUGCAUUGGUAAAAUAGGAAUCCAGCCUGUGAUCUACGCAUGCCGCAUUUUCACCAUGGUAGUGACUGUACUUUCCAACACAAAUUGCGUUGUGGUGAAAGAUAAAUUAUUUUAAAAUUAUUGUGAGGUAAAUGUAAAACUCUCAAGCAAAAUACGCGUAAAUGUCCCUACACUGGGCGCAUAGUCAUAGAAACCAAUAAUCUCCGUUCGCUAUAUUUGUGCGCAUUUACCACUACACACGUAUAUAGGAAAGGAAAUAAAGACAACUGCUGCUAUUAUGUGUUUCUUACAGCAUCGUUGGCAUUAAUAGUGCCGGUCGCGCCGUACAUAGAAACAAUGUAAAAGUGAGUAAAACCUGAAAUUCGAUGUGCUCACCGACACGAAACACCACCAAAGAUUCGAUUUAACUUUAGUAUAUAUGUAUAGUUGUGUGUAUUGAUAUUUGUAUGCAGCAUGUGUAGAUACCUAAAUAUACAAACAUGUACGCAGACAAAAAUCACCAAAUUUUAAAGAUAAUCGAAACUGUUUAGUGAAAAACAUCUAACUAAAAUUCAAUGUUUAAUGAAACAAACUAUUUUGUUCUCAAAUCAGCAGCUCCAGUAUUUUAAUUUACAAUUAAAAAACAAUCACAGUGAUAUUUGAAAUUUUAUUUUGAAGGUUCGUGCUUCUGAGUUGGGUUUCUUUGCUCUUCUUUGUUAUAUUCUUUCUUGGGGUUACUCCGGACUGCUAUAUACUCCGCUCCUUCAACUGGGCCUGACACCCGGCUCCUUACAGCAAAAAAAAA